Molecule: messenger RNA, 957 nt
Organism: Fusarium sp. VM40
Lineage: Eukaryota; Fungi; Ascomycota; Sordariomycetes; Hypocreales; Nectriaceae
Source: the annotation of a GenBank genome assembly
AUGGCUCCCCGUCUCUCCAACCCCGUAGUCACACUGCGCGUCCUCCGCCGCUAUUACUCCUCCUCCACUGAACCUCUCAUCCGCGUAACGAAUCUCCCCGCUCCCAAUACCGGCCACAUUCGUAUCCUUGAGAUCAACCGUCCGUCAGCACGAAAUGCCAUCUCAAAGGCCCUUCUAGCGAACCUCCGCGCUGAGAUCGAUGCUGUCCACCGCCAAUAUGGUCCCAAUGGCGAGGAAAUGCCCCUCGAGAAGCGCUUCGGUGGUGCGGCGGGUGUAGAUGAGAAGGGCCAUACGAGAGCUGUUGUGCUGGCUAGUGCUGUCGAUACGUCCUUUUGCGCCGGCGCUGAUCUUAAAGAGCGCAGAGGGUUUUCUGCGGGAGAAACCGCUGAAUUCCUCACAAACCUCCGCAACACCUUCACAUCCCUCUCAAACCUCCCCAUCCCCACCAUCUCAGCCAUCUCCUCCGUCGCACUCGGCGGCGGUCUCGAGCUCGCCCUCUCCACCCACUUCCGAGUCCUCAGCUCCAACGCCGCAGUCGGUCUACCAGAGACCCGUCUAGGCAUCAUCCCCGGCGCCGGCGGCACUCACCGUCUCCCGGCCCUCAUCGGCCUCUCCCGCGCGCGCGAUCUUAUCCUGACCGGCCGUCGUGUCGGCGCCCCGGAGGCUUACUUCCUCGGCAUUGCAGAUCGCCUUGUCGAGGUAGUCUCCGAAGAGGGACGCGAUGGCGCCGAGGUUCUUAGUGAGGCGAGAAGAGCGGCCCUCAGUGAGGCUGUGAGACUGGCGCAGGAGAUCUGCGAGGGAGGACCCAUUGGUGUGAGGGCUGGCCUUCAAGCUGUUGCGUGGGCGAGGGAGGAUAUGGAGAAUAAAAUGUACGAGCGAGUUGUCAACUCUGAGGAUAGGAACGAGGCUCUUAAGGCGUUCCAAGAGAAGAGGAAGCCCAUUUUCACUGGCCGAUAA